Closterium sp. NIES-65 is the source of this 5247-nucleotide messenger RNA. NCBI's taxonomy places the organism in Eukaryota, Viridiplantae, Streptophyta, Zygnematophyceae, Desmidiales, Closteriaceae. The record is from the annotation of a GenBank genome assembly.
AUGGCCGCGGCGACCCUUGAAGACAGCGACUAUGACGGCGACCAUCUCACGACCGCCAAGCGGGACAAGAGAAAUGUUCUUCUCUCGACCGGUGGGACUCGUGUCUUCCCAACCAACAAAUCCCCGAAUCCACGUCAGCCGUUUUCCUCAGCCAACGGGCCCACGUGGCCGGAUAAGUCAUUCUCGCAGCCAAACCCAAACACAGAAGCCGCCGCAGCAGCCGCUACAGCCAAAGCCGCAGCGGAAGGGAUUCUGCCUCAUCUCGGUGCUACUGAAGCUAAGCAUAUACGACAUAGUCACCAGCUAAAUCACCCGCCGCAUCUUCACCACCCUAAAGCCGUCACACCGGAUGCUGACGUGGCCGCCGCGACCGCCAUCGCCGCUGCAGCCGUAGUUGGGCCUGCUGCUCCUGUCGCGUCACGUCCCGUGAAGCCGCUUAGUCAUCCUACCAAUGGCGGAACGGGUAGGUCUGGUGGGAGAGAAGGGGAGAUGGGGCAAGUCGCGCGAUUCAAGGAAGAGGUUGAGGACGAGGAGGACACGUCAUGCAGCAGCGAGUCCGCGAGAGCCGCCGGAUCUUCCGUGGGCUCCUGCGAGAGCACGUGCAUGCGAGUGCCACGUGGUGGGAUGGGGUUUGGCGCGGGAAUCGCGGAGAACAGCGAGGAGCUGGACGAGUUGAGACUGGAAGUUGCGGAGUUGAGGCGACGAGUGGCGAGGCACGAGGAGGAGGAGAAGAAGCUGCGAGAUGAGGUGCUCUAUCUUCGCGCGUGCGGCUACGAGAUGCACUUAGCUAAGAGCCAGCAGCAGCAGGGGCGCGUUCUCACACCAGCGGCCAGCGCCUCACGGUUACCGUUCCAGGACGUGGGGAACCUCCCGGCAGCCGUGCCCGGGACCAUCUUAAACACGUUCGGUAAUCCCGAAAACGCGAUUUCGAGCUUAGAGAUGAUGAUGGGGAUGCGUGUAGCGGGGAUGGCGGAGAGCGCCGAGCUCAGGGGAGUUGGAACCGCAGGGGCAGGAGGAGCAGGAGUGGUGGGUGAAGGGCCGGCGGGAGAUCUAGCAGGAGCAGGAGUGGAAGCAGGGAAGGCAGGUCGAGGCGGGGAGCAGCACGCGCAGGGACAGAAGGAGAAUUGGGAGAACAGAGAGAAUAGACAGUCUGGGAAUGGAAUGGCCAGUGCUCCACUUGCAUCCCCUCCUCCGAUGCCAAUGCCGCCGAGGGGAGGCAGUGGAAGGGAGAACGGUUCGAAUGGGUUGAGCGGUUUGAACGGUUUCCAGGAACGAGCCAGUCCGCGAGGAACGGGUGGGGUGCAGGAGAGGGAGCGUGUGCAGGAUAGGGGGAGUGCAGGCGUGCGGGAUGCGAGGGGUAAUGCGAGUGGUGGUGAUGGGUUAUCCGUCCUGCCCCCCCUGUGGGCAUCUUAUUCCCCUUCGAAAGAGAACAGUCACAGGGAGGGCGGUGGGGGACGUGGUGCUGCUGGGGAAGCUGAUGUGGCAGUGGCUCCAGGAGCUCUUGCCUCUCCUCGUCCCGCUGCCACGUCAGCAUGCCCUGUCCUGCCAGCUCGGCCUGCCACGCCAGGAGCCGUCGCGCGGCCGCCAGUGUACAGCGGGCGAGCGAGUCUGGAGAAGAUGCGGCCGCCGCCUAUAAAUGGGAUGCCGCUGCCAUGGGAGUCGGUUGAUGACGUGGCGAAUCCGCAGGCUGGGAUUGGCUGUAAGAUUGAUGGAAGAGGUGGUGGUGGUGUUGUUGCUGCUGCUGCCGCUGCUGGAAAGGAGGGAAGGGUGUAUACCGGAGGAGAGGGGAUUGGAGAACAGGCGGAGCAGGGUAAGCAGGUGGGACAAGAGGAGGAGGGAGAGCAGGGUGUAGGCAGGAGUGUGGAGGCUGGGACGACUGUGGCGGGAGGUGUGGGGCUGGUAAGAUCAGGUUCGGGGAGCAGUGCGGUGAAGAGCGGUGGGAGGAGGAGCGGGCCUGCUUUGGUGUGGCGAGAGGUGAACGGAGAGGGAGUGUGGACGCUGGCUGGAAUGGAUGGGUCACAGGAACAGGAAAGCCAGAGUGCUGUGGGGCUAGGUUCUGCCAAUGCCCCUUGUGCUGCUGUGACUGAUUCUGCUGCUGGUGCUGUCAAUGCUGCUGGUAAUGCCACUCCUCAUGCUGCCGCUGCUGGUGGUGGUGGUGCUGCUGCUGCUGCUGCUGCUGCUGUUGUCGGUACAUCAGCAGUAGCAGCAGCAGGGGAGGAAUCAGGAGCAAAGACAGCAGCAGUUGCAGUAACCGAAAGGGUGACACAUGGAACAUCGGGAGACGGCUCGGCAGUAAAAGCAUGGCUGGAUGGAACAGCAGGGGACCUGAUACAGUCACCCUCGAUAGACAAACCGGCAUGGGCGGUGGGCGUGUGGGACGAGGCAGGAGUGAGCGCGGAGCAGGGGGCACUGCAAGGGUAUUCACAAAUAGGGGGGACGUGUGAGAAUGAGUUGCAACUGCAUCCCACGAACCCUUUCCUCUCCCCUCCUGCUACAGACGCCUUUCUUUGGGAAGAGCAUGACGCUCCCUCUCCCAAUGCAGCAUCCGCGUUACAGGUGGACCCGUUAGAGGUAGCAGCAGCUGCUCCCGAAACAGAGUGCUAUCCGGCUGCAAACCGACCAACGCACGAGCAGCACCAGAAACAGCAGCAGCAGCAGCAGAUUGUGACAGAGGAGGUGCAGAUCCACCAGGGAGAGAAAGCUGAAGCGAGGGUGACAGGGAAGAGUGCAAUGAAGGGCGCUGCUCCUCGCACUGUUGCUAACGCCACACUCCCCGGCACAACCCCCCGUGCCACGCCUCCCUCUGCCAUGCCCCCUGCCAUACCCCCAUCUGCUGCGCCUUCCGCAGCUGCCCCCACCACUCCCCUUGCUCACGCUAGUACCCCAACUCCCGGACUGGUCAAUCCCGCUUCGCCAGCUGGACUGCCAGCUGGACUGCCAGCGGGGCCGGAGGCGAAGCCAGCGCUGUGGGCGGCAGCAGUGGCAGCAGCGACAAUGAUGACCCCCACCGCCGCCCGGAUCUCGGACCUCCUCUUUGGCUCCUCCCCCCCUCCCUCUGGCUCCUCCCCCCUUCCCUCUGGUCCUUCUGACCCCAGCCCUCUCUCUGCCCCCUGUCCGCCCUCUGACAGUUUCUCUCUGGGUGCGAGCCAGGGCGUGAGGGGAGGGGCAGGGGGAGCAGGAGCAGAAGGGGAGAGCGUGGGGGCGAGGAGGAGGGGAGUGGGAGAGUCGGAUAGCUCGCUUACGCUGGUUCGAGGGGCGUCGUGCCGAAGCUCUGUUGACACGCCCGGGUUUGCGGUGGGUGGUGGCGCUGCUAGUCGUUCCUCCUUGCCUGCUGUGGGGGUUGAAGGACGAGGGGAGUGGGAUGGGGAGAGUGAGGGGGAAGAGAGUGAGGAAGAGAGUGAGGAGGGGGAGAGUGAGGGGGAAAGCGAGGGGGAGGAGAGCGAGGAAGAGAGUGAGAGCAAUUACAGUGAAAAUGGUAGUAGUAGCGACGAGGAGGAGGAAGAGGAAGAGGAAGAGGGGAGAGACGCCGAGAGGGGUGAGGGCGAGAAGGUGGGUGGGGGAGAAAAGAGUGCCACAGAGGACGACAGAAGCUGUACCAGCUUUCUCUCCUCAGGUGGGGCCACUGGUGCGGCGUCAGCCCUCUCAGGUGAAAUAUCAGGUUUCUCAGGUGAACUCGACACGUAUGCAGCAGACGCAGCAGUGAACAGGCAGGGGGCACGUGCGACAAUGAUUGAGACGUUUCAAGACUACGCAGCAGCAGACAGGCAGGGGGCACGUGAACACAAUGUUACAGUUGUUUCAGCUGCCACAGCUGCUACAGCCGCGACUGCCGCUACAGCCGCGACUGCCGCUACAGAUGCUGCAGGCGCUACAGCCGGAGCAGCUGUGACGGGGUCAUCAGACGGCAGUAAGAUCUCUCUCUCUCUGGGCUCCCUCACCUCCCUCUCCUCCCCCUUCACCUCCCAGUCCCUUCCGCCCUCCUCGCCUGCCCUUAUGCCCCAUACCGCUGCCACCGCCUCCCCUGUCGCCACUGCUGCUGCUGCAGCUGCUGCUGCUGCCACUGCUGCUGCUGCCACUGCUGCCCUUACCUCCCCUCUUGGAUCUACCUCCCUCAGAUCAACCUCCCCUUUCAGCCAGUUGUACCCGCCCACAGCCACGAUCCACUCGCCCAAAUCUGCACUGCGCUCCCCUGCAGGCAAGUCCACGCUGGUCAAACCUGCAUUGACCAAGCGUACCGUCUCCCCUAUAAGCAUGCUCGCUUCUCCGUUGAAGCGGCUGCUUGUGCCUGAUGGCAAGCGGAGCAGGUCUCCCUCCCCCACUGGCGGCUUACCUUCUCCUGCUGCCCCUCACUCUCCUUCCGCUGCUCUGCGCUCUCCUUUCGCUCCGCACUCUCCUGCUGCUCCGCGCUCUGCUGCUGCUCGUCUCUCUGCUGCUGUCGCGUCUGCUCGCUCACCCUCGCCUGUCACUCGGAGCCCGAGCCUGCCCCGGAGAUCGCCAAGCCUGAAGAAGGAGAAGAGGGGCGGGCGGCGGGCAGAUGGGGCUGAGGCGGACGCAGCAGGGAGGGCAGGAGAGAGAGACGCGCAAGGUGGGGCCGGGGGUGGGGUUGGGGAAGUGGAGGGGGUUAGGGUUCAAUUGAUUCUCUGCAAGAGCAAGUCGCCCAGGGAAGCUUCUGAGACGCCGCAGGUCACUGGUGGUGGGCAUGGUGGUGGUGGUGGUGCAAAGGCUGCGGGUGAGGUUGUGCACGAGGCGGCUAGAGAAGGCACAUGUGGUGCUGUUAAGGAGAGGGCAGAGGGCUCCCCUUGGAAUGCUGAUCAGGGUGCUGAGGAGGAUUUUAUUCGGAAAGAGGAUGCAGCGAGGAAAUGGGAGAAGGCUGUGGGGUUGGGCAGGAGGGAGGGAGGGGCGGAGGGGGAGGGUGAGGGGAAGAAGGAAAGGGCGUGGAGGAAGGGCAGUCCGUUUGGGAAGAGGCGAACAGUUGGAGCGGUGCAAGCUUCGGAGCGGCAGGAAGAUAAUUGUGGGGUGGUUGGAGAGCGAGGGGUGGAGGAACAAGAGACUUGUAAGGGGGAAGGACACAGGAGCCGGAAUCCGUUCUUCAGUGGGGAUGAAAGUAUGAGCCCUGAUGAGGGGGAUGCAGGUGCAGCUCAUUUGGAUAUGAAGGGACCUGAGAGGCUAGAGUCUGUCACAUCAUUUUCAAAGCGAGGGGAUGUUAGGGCCGCUGGUGUCGUGCUAGGGGGCAGUUGGAGGCGCUAA